Molecule: messenger RNA, 1794 nt
Organism: Myotis brandtii (Brandt's bat)
Lineage: Eukaryota; Metazoa; Chordata; Mammalia; Chiroptera; Vespertilionidae
Gene: YWHAH
Product: tyrosine 3-monooxygenase/tryptophan 5-monooxygenase activation protein, eta
Exons: 3
Coding region: 1-1026 (341 amino acids)
Biological process (GO): signal transduction
Cellular component (GO): cytoplasm
Source: RefSeq, a predicted model, not a curated record
AUGUGUGGGGAAUCUGAUAGCCGAACUGAACUGAUGGAUGGGUUGGAUAAGCCAGCCAGCAUCGAAGAGUCAAUCCAAGCUGUAAUCAUGUCAUCUCAGAAUUGUGAUAAGCCACUUCCUCAAGAACAGAGCAGCACACCUGAGUGGAGGAGUGUUCUGAGGCCACCACUCUGUGACCUUGAAACUUGUAUCUGGGCUUUGGGUCCUCUGCAGUGUAAAGCUAAUGUUGGUGUAACUGUCAAGCUGAUUUUCGGUCUUCGUUCUUCUAACUUUUCUUUUUCCCUUUAUCAUAUAAAUGGUCAUCUAAUAAUACUGCUUGCUUGUGAUGAUCGAUGUUUUAAUGAUACCAGCGCCACCUGGAGGAGGCUGUGGGUGACAGAGCUCAACGAACCUCUCUCCAAUGAAGAUCGAAACCUCCUCUCUGUGGCCUACAAGAAUGUAGUCGGCGCCAGGCGAUCUUCCUGGAGGGUCAUCAGCAGCAUCGAGCAGAAGACCAUGGCCGACGGGAACGAGAAGAAGCUGGAGAAAGUGAAAGCUUACCGGGAGAAGAUCGAGAAGGAGCUGGAAACAGUGUGCAACGACGUCCUGGCCCUGCUGGACAAGUUCCUCAUCAAGAACUGCAAUGAUUUCCAGUACGAGAGCAAGGUGUUCUACCUGAAGAUGAAAGGCGACUACUACCGCUACCUGGCAGAGGUGGCUUCCGGGGAGAAGAAAAACAGUGUGGUCGAAGCUUCCGAGGCGGCCUACAAGGAAGCCUUUGAAAUCAGCAAAGAGCACAUGCAGCCGACGCACCCUAUCCGGCUGGGCCUGGCCCUCAACUUCUCCGUGUUCUACUAUGAGAUCCAGAAUGCGCCCGAGCAGGCCUGCCUCUUAGCCAAACAAGCCUUCGAUGACGCCAUAGCUGAGCUGGACACACUAAAUGAGGAUUCCUAUAAGGACUCCACGCUCAUCAUGCAGUUGCUGCGAGACAACCUCACCCUCUGGACGAGCGACCAGCAGGAUGAAGAAGCAGGAGAAGGCAACUGAAGAGCCUGCAGGUUCCCGCCCUUCCUCCACCCACCGCCCCCCUCAUCACUGAUUCUUCCUUGCCACAAUCACUAAAUAUCUAGUGCUAAACCUCUCUGUAUUGGCAGCACCGCUACUCAGAUCUGCUCCCCCGCCCCCUGGGAAGCAGUUUCAGAUCCAUCUUCAUGGGCAUUGCUGGAUCGAUGGUUGCUUGGAGCCCACGGGAGCUUUCUUUUGAAUUGUGUAGACAAGUGCGUUCUGAAUGAGGCAUUUUACUAUGCCUGUUGGUAGUUGUGAAAGCGAUGGGGAAGUUUAGAAAGGAGAAUUAGCCAAAACCGGCUACAAUGAUAUUUAAAUGAUCCAUUUAAAAUGAGCUGAUAGUGUUUUGUUAAUAAGCAGUACAUCUUGUGCAUGCAAAAAAGAAUUCAUCCCUCCCACCUCUUCUUCCUUCAACUAAUGGAAAACUGUUAAGGGAAGCUGAUACAAAGAGAACACUCCCUUCUUUCCGUCAGCUUUAUAUAAACUGUUCACGUGAGGUUUCAGUAGCGCCUUGUUUUGCCUCUUUAAGUUAUGAUGUGCACAAACCUUCUUAAAUGCAGUGCAUCUAAAGUUUUGAUACCUGUAACUUUGUUUUGGUUGCGAUUGUUUAAGAAUCAUGGAUUUAUUUUUUGUAACCCUUUGGCUAUUGUCCUUGUGUAUCCUGACAGCACCACGUGUGUCAGCCCCUGUCAAUCAAGAUGGGUAAUUAUUGAAAUGCCAGACUUCUAAAUUAAAUGUUUUGGAAUUCAA